Molecule: messenger RNA, 393 nt
Organism: Linum trigynum
Lineage: Eukaryota; Viridiplantae; Streptophyta; Magnoliopsida; Malpighiales; Linaceae
Source: the annotation of a GenBank genome assembly
AUGACGAAGACAGUAAUUAAAAUCACCGUUUUUGUCCAGAACGGUGAUGCUAUCACCGCUGAAGAGAAAAACGGGGAAUCAAUCCCCGCGUUAGUAAAAGACGGGGAUAAUGUGACCGUUGACAAGGGAAACGCUGAAGCUAUAAUGACCGUUGAUGUAAAAAACGGUGAAGUGGCGCGGAUCGCUGAAGUGGACGCGCGCGGGCACUUCACCGUUAAUGACAAAAGCGGUGAUAGCCCCGCCCGCCAUGUCACCGAUCCUUGUCGUCAGUACCCUUCACCGCUACCGUCCGAUGCGGUGAGGCGCGGAUUGUGGUUUUUCUACACGAUCCGACGCCUCACAUGUCAUCACGUCAGCGAUCCGAGCCUUCGCCGCUUUUCUUCAACGCGGUGA